UCAAGAAUGAUUGGUAAAUGCAUAAUACCACUCUAACGUACAAGUAAAAUUAUUCUCAGAUUUUCUGCUGAGCCGAUUUAGAAGUAGAUAGAUUUCACCAUCCUCAUAGAAGUUGGCAUCAUGAAUUCUACAUUUGACCCAUUUCAGUGCCUGGAGCUUGUGAAGAGAAAAGACAUAAACAUUAUUGUGUUGCAUUAUAACUUGACUGGGCGAAUGACUAACCGAUCAAGCAAUGGAAUGUCAAUUCUCAAUAUACUUUUUAUAUUUAUCAGCAUCUUUAUCAUUCUUGAGAAUCUCUUCGUACUAGCAGCUCUGCUGAGGUAUCUCCAUUUGAAACGGUGGGUUUAUUGCUGUUUGGCCAAUAUUGCCUUCAGUGACCUCUUGGCUGGUUUCUCCUAUCUACUGAACAUCUGCCUCUCAGGCGCUAACACGUUCCUCCUGAGUCCAGAGCUCUGGUUUGUAAGGGAAGGUCUUGUCUUCACAACGUUGGCUGCCUCCAUCUUCAGCUUGCUUGUAACAGCAGUAGAGCGCUACUGUACAAUGGUGGUGAUAACUUCAGAAAAUCACUCAGUAAAGAGCAUGCGAGUUCAGGGCUUGAUUAUCUUAUGCUGGAUAUUGGCUGCUGUGGUUGGAUUUUUGCCACUCCUUGGUUGGAACUGCGUGUGUCACAUUGAGAGCUGCUCGAACGUCCUUCCUCUUUAUUCCAAAAAGUACUUACUUUUCAGCCUUAUCCUGUUGGCUGUUACAUUGGUUGGUAUUACUGGAUUUUACUGCACCAUUUACUAUUUAGUGUGUACUAGUGCAAAGCGAGUAGUGGUCACAAACCAAAGCAAGCGUGCCUUCCAUUUGCUCCACACUGUUAUCAUCAUUCUAGGUACCUUUAUCUUCUGUUGGAGUCCACUGUUUGUAGUCCUUUUGAUGGAUACUGCAUGCUCUCCUACUUCCUGCCCAAUACCACUUGGACUGGAAUGGGUGCUAGCAUUGGCCCUCUUGAACUCUGCUUUGAACCCACUCAUUUACUCUUUUCGAAGCUCAGAGGUUCGCAAAGCAGUAUUAGCGGUGCUUUGGUGUGUCUGCUCUAAGGCUGGAGUGCCGUUGCCUGCCUCCUGCAGACUAGGCACAGAUAUUACUUCAGGCUCAUCAAAUGAGAGUUCUAUUAGAAAGAGAAGUAGUGUGCGUCUUUCAAAGGCGCUCAGUGUCAGGAGCCCUUUAACAAGUAUCUCAAGUGUGCCCAGUCAGUAAACAUGGCUCUCAAAGUACAAUCAGAAAAGAGGUUGGUCCCUCUUACCUGUUUUCAGAAAUUAAUAUUUGUAUCUACUCAGGAGCACAUUAAGCCUUGGUCCUGAAGUAUGCGGUGCAGAUGUUCACCUGAUGAACUGUUACUGACUCCAAAUCAGUAAUGCUGCACUACAAAUAAAAUCACCAAGGAUAGAUAAAUGAAUUUGAAAAAGGGAGUUUGGAAUCCAGCAAAUACUGGAUUCUGAUAGCAGCCAGUCCUGAAAGGUUACCUAGUGAAGAUAAUGUGAAACAAUAUGGAUAAAGAAUUUUUAGCAGUUUUUUGAAAACUGUAUCAUAAAUCUAACAUUUAUUUGCUGUAUAUAAUAAGCCUGUAUACAUUCAAAGACAAGUUAAAAUGAAAGUAAGAUUGUA
Pelobates fuscus (common spadefoot toad) is the source of this 1650-nucleotide messenger RNA. It is a transcript of the gene S1PR4, whose product is annotated as sphingosine-1-phosphate receptor 4. Gene Ontology annotation, molecular function: sphingosine-1-phosphate receptor activity. Gene Ontology annotation, cellular component: cytoplasm; plasma membrane. The transcript is spliced from 3 exons. Gene Ontology annotation, biological process: regulation of metabolic process; adenylate cyclase-activating G protein-coupled receptor signaling pathway. The record is from RefSeq and is a predicted model, not a curated record. The coding region runs from base 121 to 1242 and encodes 373 amino acids. NCBI's taxonomy places the organism in Eukaryota, Metazoa, Chordata, Amphibia, Anura, Pelobatidae.